Porites lobata is the source of this 4202-nucleotide messenger RNA. NCBI's taxonomy places the organism in Eukaryota, Metazoa, Cnidaria, Anthozoa, Scleractinia, Poritidae. The record is from the annotation of a GenBank genome assembly.
AUGGAGACGGUAAGUACUUCCACGGCGUAAAUAGUUCACGCUGCUUCACUUUUUGAUUCUGAAUUUUCCUCCGGCACGAAAUUUGGUCAAAAGACGCCUUUAUUCCAUUUAUCUCACCGUAGUCAUGUGAAAGAACGCGAUCAACUGCUGGUCUGAUGGAAUUGUGCCAAAAAAUUGUCAAGAUUCACGAUAUAGUCGGCACUAAACCUAUAGAUAUAGCUUGCUGUAUCAGCCAAAUGAGGGACAACAAACUUGGUCGACUAAGGAAAUUCCACGAUGACACUCUUAUUAGCAGCAGGAAGUUCAAGCAGUUAAAGGUGAGAUAUUACAUCCAACAAAGGGUACAGCAUCACAAAGGUCACUUUCGGGGGGGGGGUGUCAAGAGUAUCCUAUAUUUCUGUAUACUCUACUUUUUCCCGCCGUUUUAGGUUACCCACGAAUUGUAACUGCAUCCUUAAUAAACGUCAUGAUUUUUUAAAGUAAAAGCAUGUCACUAAUGUGUCUGCUUCUUUUACUCAGGCAAAUAAGAGUAGGGAAGACGAGGAAAGCAAAAUAGAGGUGUCCACAGAGAAAUGGUCAAAGAGAAGUCUUGAUUCCCAGAAUGGUGGUACUACGGGUAUUGGGAAGUACCAACAGGCUCCUAAAAAGCAACUCAAGAUCACUACCAUGUGGGUACCUUCUUAUCUACCACUGGAUAACCGUUGCCAUAGAAAAUGCUCCCUUAUCGAGUUCUAGAAGAACUUGAAGAUAUUGACGUGCAAUCCGAUAUUCAAAUUUGCAUUCUUCAGGAUUUCACCUCGGCAAACGGAGAAGAAAAAUGCAAAGUUGCUCUCCACAUCCAAAAAGAAAAACGCGAGCAAUCCAAAAAAGGCAUUGGUGAAAAAAAAAAGAAGAAAAACACGGCCUCCUUAAACGAGGUAAAUAUAUUUCCAAUAUGCUAUAAACGACCAGAUUCCAUAUUACACUCUAGCAACUAUCUGAUAACCCAACCAUCCAUGUCUUUGUAGAGAAAAACUCAUGUAAAGGCGAAGACAACCGUGACAUCGACAGUGUGUUUUCCAGGACUAAGGAACGCUGGAAAUAGCUGCUGGUUCAACGCCACCCUGCAAUCCUUGGCACAUAGUGCAAUUAGCGAUGACAUUCAACUGAAAGGUAAUAGGGCUAGAUCAUUCCCGGUUAUCCGAUUCCUUUUCUAAUUCCAUUGCGGAUGGAACAGAUGCAUGUGGAUGUGAUAUUCCCGUGGACUGACCACUCCCAUUGGCUUAUAAAUAAUUUAAAAGUAAAUGAAGAAGGAGAAAUUGACAGUGAACACGUCUUUAGAGUUUACCCUUUAAGCAACGAUUUUUGUCGGUUUCGUUGCACGUUUACUGGUAUUGAGUAGUAGUCUGUGUGUAUUGAGGAUUUAAAUGUUGUACAGUCCCAUAAUGUUUUCAUGCUUUGUAACAAUUGCAUGUGUCUAUUAUGUUUAACAGGUGGUUCCACGGCAACUCCAUCUCAAGAUGCAAACAUCACCGAUUUAUGUCGUGUACUUAACAAAUCUCAAUCUGCUAAGACCCUGGAUCCGACUAUAUAUCUGGUAAAAUAUAUAUUUUUUUUCUUUUAUUUAUGUCAAACAUUGUUUGCUGGGCUCAUACCAUAUCAGCCUAAGAGGUAAGUCCACUCUGUGGGCUGGAAUACGACAAUUAAUUACAAGUGAACAUUGCUAUCAUAAUACUAUUGUCUUUCUAUGCAAACUUUGCUUCCGUAGGACCAGUUCCAUAGAAGACAUCCGCUGAUGGGAGCUGGCCAACAACACGACGCCCACGAAUUUCUUGUAGAGCUUCUUAACGACAUCACUUUCAUGGUACGUCACCCCCCUUUAACCCCACCCCUCACCGGAAAAAAAAAAAGGAAAAAGAAGGAAAGAAAGUGUAACUUAUGGAGCUUCACUUUUCAUUUUUAGGAUGGAAACAACCAGGCCAGCCCUCUCACAGCCUUGAUUGAAAAUACAAGGGCAUGUUCUCAAUGCGACAAGGUUUGAUACACACGUUCAGGAGGAGGAUUUGAAAUUCAUGGAUCGGAUUGAAGAUCAUUUAUUUCUGCAAUCCUUUUCAGGUGACCGGGAAGUUCGAGAAAUGGGACAGUUAUGUGUGCAGUGUUCCAGUCGAUGCAUUGCAAAAGUUAAUGGACUGUAUUCUUCAUAUAGGAGUUAAAGGAAAGGAGGAGUCUUACGCGUAAGUAUCUUUAUUUUCGUGAAAUUUCUUCUGUUUUUUUAAUGUUGGCUUUCCCUUAAAAACAAAAUUUUCAUAGACCAUGUCAGUACUUGUACUCUUCUGCCUAACCUGUGGGGCGCCCACUCAAAAGGGAAUGGCCCAAUGUUGCAUCCCCUUCCAAAUUCACCCCACCUUAUUGAGUGUGUUUCAAAGGACAGUAAUGACAGUACGGUUUUUUCUUAAAGCUUCAUAUACUCCUGUUUCGAGCAUCUCUUUAUUUCCAUUUUCUCUCUCUCUCGCCAGCUAUAUCUACUGCGACUACUGUCGCGAGAACUCACUUCAUCAAAUAUGGUCAACGUUCGUGGAUCAGCCCAGAGUUCUCAUCAUUCACAUGAGGAGGUUCGACAACGAGGGAAACAAAAAUUCAAAAAUUCGACAUAGAAUUGUGAGUUAUCGACAACUCCGAAAUUUGUGUGGAAAAGUUUCCAACCUAGUAGAGAACAUUAAGAAAUGAAGCAUUUUUAAUACCUUCAAUUUCAAUUUUAACAGAGAGAUGGACAUAUCAGCUAUUUGUUCUGACAGCUCUGGUCCUGUUCAAUAUUCCUUGACAAGUGCAAUUGUAUGUAUAUGUACCUCUUCUCACUUUGUCAUUAGGAGUCUGUUAUUAAGGAGGAAUAUGUCAUAUUUUUACUGGGCGAGGGCUACUUGUAAAAUUAUUCAGUGGUUUGUUUCUAUUUCGUUGCAGUUACACAAGGGAUCGUCUACCCGUGCCGGACAUUGUAAGUAGCUUCAAUAACCGCCCGUAUAACCGUUCAUGUCCGCAACCUCCUUUUGGCUAUUUAAAUACUAAUUUCAUUGACACUAUUUUUUUAGAUACGUCUAUAGUGAAAAUAAAUGAUCGCUGGUAUGUGUUUGAUGAUGAAAAGGUCUCCACAGCUAGCACGUGGCAUGUUAAAUCUGAAUUGAAGGUACUUAGAAAACUUGACCUUUAAUAGUCUAACAGCGUUUUAGAAUGAUACAAAAUUGUGGCCUUCUAUACCCUGUUGUUGUUUGUUCUUUUCAAUUUCUCUCAGAGGUAUGGUUACGUGUUAUUCUUUAAAUGUCGCAACGUCUCAGAUCAGAAGGAAAGCAAAGGUAUAGUUUCCAUUUUACGGAAAACGAUCGGAAUUGCAAUAAUAAUUAUUAUGAGAAACACAAUAAAACACAACAAUAAUAAUGGUAAUAUACAAUAUAAUAAGAGUGUUCUUAUGAUUAUCAUUAUUAUUUAUCUUUCAAAGGACAGACAAAUGCAAGACGGUGAAAGUGCAGUGCCCAACAAAAGCACACCUCCCGGCCGUGACAACCUGGUGAGGGAUAAAUUCUAGAUGGUUACUUCUCUGCAUGAAUAGGGCGCGAGAUCGACAAAAAGCAAACAGCUGAAACAGAGACAUGCUCUCCUUGACACAAAAUGGUCCCUUGCCGGUUUCCCUAGUGAACAGUAGCCUGCAGUGCAGGCGUAUUUUGGGUGGACGGAAGCCGCCUGUUUAUGUUAAUACUGUUGUAACGGCCAUCUUAUAGAGUACAAAAAUGGUAACCCUAAGGGUAGGUGCUUGGGCGAAAGAGGAAAACAGGGAAGGGGCAGGGGAGGAAAAAAUACGGCGUAUUCUAUCCUCUGAUCUCUCUGCGCCCCCUACCCCGCUCCCUUUGACUGUCAUUCGCCCUAUUUUCUCCCCUCUUUUCGAGUUCAACCUCCUCUUUGCGCAAACAAAACAUUCACGCGCCCGAAGAAAACUCCUACAUUGCAGACUAGGUGAACAGCUGAUUCUCUAAUUCAUGCCAUCAACUACACAUUACCAGAUUCUGCCACUUAAAGUGCCACCGUAUCAUCUCAAGCAGCUGACAUUUUCUUGCCGUCCCAUGAAAAUUACAAGACAAUUUGAGACAUUUAAUAUGUCAUUUUAUGCAUUAAAGGAACAUAAGGAGAACGGGAUAAAUUACCUCGAUGAAUUUAUGAAACAGGAGGUGAGUUUA